AUGAAGGAAACAGCCUCACAUCUCUUUCUUCACUGCCAAUUCGCAGUUGACAUCUGGUCUGCAGCUCCAAUAAGCAACUUAGCGGUCAUCACCACAGCAUUGGACUUCGAAGAAGCACUCAAACUUGGAACAAAGCUGACUAACCUACCCCCUACAGGACUUCACAUGGGACCUCUGUUCCCUUGGAUUGUUUGGAACAUCUGGAUUACACGAAAUUUGAAGAUCUUCGAAAACAGGGUUUUCAAACCAGCGGAGACACUCUCGAAAGCAAUAGCAGACGCGCGUGAAUGGCAAGAAGCACAACCUGGGCGACAAACUGGGCCAAAACCACAUCUACAGGCUUCGACGCUACCAUUGCCUCGAACGGACGCCUUGAUUAUCAACACUGAUGCAUCAUGGAAAAAAGAACUCUUUUCUGCAGGAUUGGCUUGGGUUUUCUCAACACCAUCAGGACAUGUGUUACACCAACAGGGCCUAUUCGAAGAUUGUGUAAACUCAGCUCAGAUGGCGGAGGCCUUAGCGAUAAGGGAAGCUCUACGCCAAGCCAAAGCACAAGGUUUCAACAACGUCAUCCUCAAGUCAGACGCUCAGACUUUAGUCCGAGCCAUCAACAAUCGAGAAUCAAUCAAGGAUCUCUUUGGAAUUCUUCAUGAUAUUCUUAAGUUAGCUGUGACCUUGAUGUAA
Messenger RNA from Brassica napus (rape), 684 nucleotides. RefSeq lists its product as uncharacterized. Bases 1 to 684 code for a protein of 227 amino acids. The record is from RefSeq and is a predicted model, not a curated record. Lineage: Eukaryota; Viridiplantae; Streptophyta; Magnoliopsida; Brassicales; Brassicaceae. Gene Ontology annotation, molecular function: RNA-DNA hybrid ribonuclease activity; nucleic acid binding. The transcript has a single exon.